UCAAAUAUGACCAAUAGAAAUAUUUUGAUUUGUUUUAUACUGUCACUUCUGUGCUAUCUACAAUUUGGCUUCGCUUAUGCGGUCACUAAGAGGGCAACGGCGACAGCGGCGCGCCCUAACGACGCCUCCGACCACACCGUUGAUUUGAAGCAUUUCGUGUUGGCACGCAUAUUGGCCGAAGCGGAUGCAGCAUCAAAUUUUGUGAUUGCGCCACAGGAACUGCUAGCAUUGUACCUGCAACUGCAUGGCACGGACAAAGAAAUCGCCGAUGCCACCGCCGCUGCUGCUGCUAUUCCAGCUGUCGUGCCAACUGUCGCCUCCCAUACUGAUCAAAUUGAAAACGGUGAUUUGUACAAUCAAAGAGCCUACGAUGCAGUAAGCAAUGAUGCCGACACCGACAUAACCGGCGACAGCGGCAUGAAGGAGUAUGCAGAGUUUUUCAACAUUGCCGGCAACCCCAUAACGGUGUCCAAUACGCUGUACGCCGACGCAUAUAACGCAAAACGGUUUACAAGGAAAUUGAAAAAUCUGCAAUUUGUGCUGAACGAGGAGAGCGAUGAGGAUGAUGACAAAAAUACCAGCCGCAACAGUGCUAGUGGCAAGUGCAGAAACAUCGAUAUUAAUGCCGCUGCAGUGAUACGAACCGGCAACAACAACAACAUCAACAACGCUGCCGAUCACCACAAUUACAACAACAAAACGAAUAGCAAUUGCAACGAACUAAUCAAUGCGGUGCGUAUAAAUUCUCGCUGGGCGCACAAUUUCCAAAAGCGUGAUACCCACAAACGUCAAUUCUACAUGCCACAGCUGCACACACACGCUUACCUGAAUGCCAUGCGCAAAGAUGAUAUCUUUCUUUACGGUGAGUUGACGCAGUUGAACGCCAGCGCCUUGGAAUUGUCGCUACAGCGGCAGCAAUUGAAAAUGCUCAUCAUACUACCGCAUGCAAGGAGCGGUUUGCCGCGUCUACUGCAGCGCCUGAGUGCCAAUGUGACGCUACUCGACGAGCUAUGCGGCAUGUCACGCGACGCGGAACAACCGACAGGUGCAGCUGAUGCAACUGGCUACCAGCGUCAACAUUUUGAGCCGACUUUGGUGCGUGUUCUUUUGCCGAAAUUUCAAUUUUCGCAACGCACAGCCUUAGAUGGCAUUUUUCAGCAGUUGCUAAAUGUCACAGCGAAUGUGGAUCUACACUGGCCUAGCGCUUGGCAAGUUACACAGGUGGUACAUUUUGCAGUGAGCGAGGACGGUAUUGGUGAACUGGAGCCAUCGAUGGUGCUGUUUUGGAACGCCUUUUCGUCGUUGCGCACUAAGCCGCUGAUGUUCUGUGUCGAUCAUCCGUUCAUGUUCAUCGUUCACAAUCGAGAGGGCAUACAGUUGUUGGGACAUUUGGCGCAGCUACAUGAAUGAGUAAUUGCAGCUGCAUGAAUUGUUGGUGUUGCAAAGCGACGUUGAGCUUUCGAUUUAUGAAGAUUUUUUUUUUUUGUUAAAGUGUAAAUCUCCUGCGAAACUAGCGCUCUUAGAAUUUAAAAUUUCA
This is a messenger RNA of Rhagoletis pomonella (apple maggot), 1537 nucleotides long. RefSeq lists its product as uncharacterized. Lineage: Eukaryota; Metazoa; Arthropoda; Insecta; Diptera; Tephritidae. Gene Ontology annotation, molecular function: serine-type endopeptidase inhibitor activity. The transcript is spliced from 4 exons. The record is from RefSeq and is a predicted model, not a curated record. Bases 7 to 1410 code for a protein of 467 amino acids.